AUGGCCGCACACCUGCAAGUCCUCUCGGCCGGGCAGUUCGACGCGCCGCCGGCCCUGAUCCUGCACACCCGCAACCGGCGCUAUCUGAUCCAAUGCCCGGAGGGGUCGCAGCGCCUGCUGGCCGAGUAUGGCGUGGCCCUCGGCAAGCUGGACACCAUCCUGCUGACGCGCGUGGCCCCGGCUCCGGCAGACAUGCCGGCCGUCAAUCCCCUGGCUGCUGGCCUGUGGUGCCGGUCGAUCGGCGGUCUGCCGGGGCUGGCGCUGACCCUGGGCGAUGCGGGCCACGCCCUGCCGGCCUCGCAGAUGGCGAAGCCCUUCGGCCGCGGGGCCACCGGCGGCCCGGGCGGGUCGUCGAAUUCGCCCCAGCGCCAGUCGCGCCUGGAUGCUCCGGUUCCCGCCGAGGCUGAGGCCGAGGCCGCGGUGCCUGCCGCCGGCCCGUCCACCCCGCCUGCCGCCGGGCCGGCGGACGACCUGGACCGGCUGAGCCCACCUGUGCCGGCCCCACCAAGCCCGCCGGCUGCCUCAUCGGCCGCGGCCAUGGGUGCUGUCUCGGCCGCGCGCAAGCGCUCCUUCGGCGAGGCCUUCUUCCGGUCUCCGAGCAUCCUGGCGCAUGGGCCCUACCGGCGCCCGGGCCAGCAUGGCCUGCGCUUGGUCGGCCCGGACGGCGUGGCCGACAUCUCCAAGCUGGUGUCCUUCUUCGUGAACAAGAACCACAUGCCGCUGCAGCCCUUCGCCCUGGAGCCCGGGGAUAUCCUCUCCGAUGGGGAUGUCCUGCUGACGACGCUCCCGACGGCCGAAUGCUCCGGCGCCUGUCGCGAGCGCGGGUCGCUUGCCGACUCGGACGGGUACGUCUGGCUGCUGCCCGGGGCCGAGGCUGCCGCCCUGCCUGCGGUUUGCCUGCGGUUUGCCUGCGUGUCGGCCAAUCUCCUCACCGUCCACCGGGUGGGGGCCUUCAUGGUUGACUGCGGCGAGGGCACCAUCGCCCAGCUGUACCGGACCCUGGUGGCCGGGUCGCAAGCCGAGCUGGCGGCUGGCUUGGGCGGCGAGCCGCCGGCCGCCCCGCCGAGCCCCGGCCCGGGGCACCUUGCCCCGGCCCUGGACGCCGGGUUCCGGCGGCUGGCCCACACGCUGCUCGUGGACUUGCGGGGGGUUUUCAUCACGCACAUGCAUGCCGACCAUCUGCUCGGGGUGCUGCGGCUGCUGGAGGUCCGCGCGCAGCUGCUGGCCCUGCUGGCCGGGCUGGGGAUCGGGCCGCGGGACACGGCCCCGGCGGAGGCCGGCUUGCGUGCGCGUGUCCUGCACCUGCUCGGGGUGGACGUCCAUCGGACCCCGGGCCGGGUGCUGUGGCGGCCUCUGCCGGUCGUGGGCCCGGCGCAUUUGAGCCGCUUCCUGGCCCACUUCCAGGCUCUCUUUGGCGCGGCGGCCCUGUCGCCCUAUGCCUACAGCACGAAUGCCCUGCUGGUGGAGGAGGCCCUGGUGUUUGGCCAGCCCCUGGGCCCGGCGGCCGGGACCAGCCGGGUGUCCGUGCGCAGUGUCCCGGUCUUCCACUGUCCCCAUGCCUUUGGGUUUGUGUUCACGCAUGAGCCCGGGCCCGAGGCCGGGGCGCCAUCGGGCCAGGCGCCCGGCGGCCAGUCUGCCUGCGCCUGCGCCGCCAACUGCUGGCGGGUGAUCUUCUCCGGCGACACCCGGCCCACGGCGGCCCUGGCGCGGGCGGCCCUCGAGCAUCCGGCAUGCCCGGGCGGCUCCGGCAUGCCCGGGCCCCUGGCGGCCCCCCCCUGUGUCCUGGUGCAUGAGGCCACCUUCGAUGAUACCACCGACAACCUGGUGCACGCGCGGCAGAAGCGCCACUCGACGGCCCUCGAGGCGCUGGCCGUGGCCACGGCCGGGCAGAUGACCGCCUGCGUGCUGACGCACUUCAGCCAGAAGUACAACCGCGACCCGGGGCUGCUGGGGGCGGCGGUGGUCGCCGCUCAAACCGGCCGGUCCCUGCAGUCCGUGGUCCGGGCCUCCAGCCGGCCAAUGGCGGAAUUCUCCCUGCCCCUCGGGACCACCAUCGACCUGGUGGGCCAGCUGCCGGGGGAGUUCGCCGGCCGGGUGCCGGUUGUGGCUGACACCGGUCCCGGCCCGGGCGGGCCCCAAUCGCCGGGGGGCGCGACGCCCAUGGCCCCGGCCUCGGCCGAGGCCGAGGCACCGCCCGCCCUCGGGCCGGAUGCCCCGCCGCCCGGGCCGCCCCGCACGGCCGAUGGGCGCGCCUUCGGUGUGGCAUUGGCCUUCGACAUGAUGGUCCUGCGCCAGCAGGAUUUGAUCCCCCCGCGGCCGGUGGCCACCGACUGCCCGAUGGCCGGCUCGCCGCUGGUCGCCGCCGAUGGCCUGGAGCCCAUUCGAAGCACCCCGGUCUCGCGCGUGGUCGAGUGCAUCGACGCGGUUUUCGGCGUCUAG
Molecule: messenger RNA, 2439 nt
Organism: Fonticula alba
Lineage: Eukaryota; Rotosphaerida; Fonticulaceae
Exons: 3
Coding region: 1-2439 (812 amino acids)
Biological process (GO): mitochondrial tRNA 3'-end processing
Cellular component (GO): mitochondrion
Molecular function (GO): 3'-tRNA processing endoribonuclease activity
Source: RefSeq, a predicted model, not a curated record